CUCAAUAUUUAGGCGAAAUUAAAUCAGAAUUUACAAUGAAGAAUUUAAUUAGCUUAUUAGCAGUUCUGUUCUUAGCAUCAGUUGAAGCUUCAAAAAUUAAUUUUUGCUAUUAUCCUGAAUACGCCUAUUACAGUGUAAAACCGGCUAAUACUAAAGUUGAAUACUGUACACAUGUUGGUUAUUCAUUCUUUGCAUUGAAACCAGAUGGUACAUGUUACUUGCUAUAUCCGGAAGAAGAUAAUAUUGUAAAAGAACUUAUAGCAAGAAAAAGUGCAAGUACUAAAAUAUGUCCAGUAAUUGGUGGCGGCGGUAGGUCAGAUUCAUUUGGAGCAGUUGCUUCUAAUCCAGCCGCUCGUCAAAAAUUAGUACAAACAUGUGGCGCUUUAAUGAGACAAUAUGGUUUUGACAAUUGCUUCGAUGUAGAUUGGGAAUUCCCACUUUCAAAUGAACGUGAUGCAUUUAUUUCAUUAUUGAAAGAUAUUAAAAGUGGUAUGAACGGAGUCGAACUCUUUGCAGCUGUAUCUGCUGGUGCAUGGCAAGCAGAUAUAUCAUACAACGUUGCAGCUUUAGCUGCUACUGUGAACUAUAUAAAUUUAAUGACAUACGAUUAUCAUGGUGGUUGGGAAUCUACAACUGGAAUGAAUUCAGCUUUGUCAGGACCACCUGGUGAUGGCUUAAACGUUCAGGCAUCAGUUCAAUAUUUCAUUUCAAAAGGAGCUCCAGCAAAUAAAUUACUUAUAGGAGUACCUUUCUAUGAAAGAUCAUAUACCCUUACGUCAGGUUCAACUUCUGUUGGUUCACCAAGUAGUGGUGGCAACCCAAUUUUAUAUAACGAAUUCUGUAAAGAUAAAUCAUAUUCAAUAAUACGUGAUCCUGUGUAUCAAGCUGCAUAUGCUGUUAAGGGUAACACAUGGGUAUCUAUUGAAGACCCAAUUAGUAUUGCAGCAAAAGCAAAGUAUGUAAAUGAAAACGGAUUAGCUGGAAUAAUAAUCUGGUCAUUGCAACAAGAUGAUACAACGGGAGCAUGUGGAGGUGGUUCAUGGCCACUUUUAACUGCCGUAUACAAUGGAUUGAAUGGGGGAAGUAGUCCAGCCCCAGGACCACGUCCACCAGCACCUGGACCUGCACCAGCACCAGCACCAGCACCAGCACCUGGACCUCCACCAGCACCAGCACCUGCUCCAGCACCGGCACCCGCCCCUGGUCCAGCUCCAGCACCCGGUCAACCGUUUAAAUGCCCUCCGAAUCAUACAGGAUACCAAGUAGACAAUAACGAUUGCACAAGUUAUCAUUAUUGUUCUGGUGGUAUAGAUAUGGGAACACAACAUUGCCCUAAUGGAUUAAAAUUCGUUUUAUAUCCAAAUGGUAAUUUUGAUUGUGCAAGAAAUUCUCCAUAUUGUUAAAUAUUGAAAUUUCUAUCUUGUAUAAAUUUUGUACUUUAGUAGUGGUGCAAAAAAAUGUUUUUUUUUAAAAAUAAAGUGUUUAUUUACGAAAGAAAAUUAGCCGGUUUGUAAUUUACGAAUUUUGUUUUACAAAUAAAUAAACUUGAAAUUUGUAUUACUUGUAUUUUUGCACAGAAUAUUAUAAUAACGAAAAUACUGAUGUACAGCAAUUACAAUACUCUUAUUACUUCUUUUUUCAAUAAAGA
This is a messenger RNA of Condylostylus longicornis, 1648 nucleotides long. RefSeq names its product probable chitinase 10. Gene Ontology annotation, cellular component: extracellular region. Gene Ontology annotation, biological process: chitin catabolic process; carbohydrate metabolic process. Gene Ontology annotation, molecular function: chitinase activity; chitin binding. The record is from RefSeq and is a predicted model, not a curated record. Bases 36 to 1403 code for a protein of 455 amino acids. The transcript has 4 exons. NCBI's taxonomy places the organism in Eukaryota, Metazoa, Arthropoda, Insecta, Diptera, Dolichopodidae.